Symsagittifera roscoffensis is the source of this 2195-nucleotide messenger RNA. RefSeq names its product leucine-rich repeat-containing protein 40-like. Lineage: Eukaryota; Metazoa; Xenacoelomorpha; Acoela; Convolutidae. The transcript is spliced from 8 exons. The coding region runs from base 5 to 1918 and encodes 637 amino acids. Gene Ontology annotation, molecular function: protein binding. The record is from RefSeq and is a predicted model, not a curated record.
CGUUAUGGCGGGCACCGAGCGAGUGUGCCUGCGGCCUGAUUUUUGGGGUUCCGUUUAUCUCAGCAAUUCAUUUUGUACACAUGAAGAGAACAUAGACUUGGCAGUACCUCAAAAAGCUGACGAAGAAGAAAUGACAGGAGUGGUGUUCUGUUUUGUAUUUAUGCUGAUCAUGUUGGUCAGCGCCCUAACUGUGAUCCUACUGGCUCUGUUGAACGAUAGAUGGGAUGGUCAGGAUUCGGACGAAAAGCGACGUUGUGGCUUGGACUCGUACCAAUUCGGAUACUCGCCAGAUUUAGCGGAUUUGGUGGACAAGAGAAAAAGAUACGCUAGCAGAUCUAGUCUCAAUAGAGUUGGGAUGUCAAGAAGUGACCGACUGGGAUCCAGUAGUGGAAUAUCUACAUUAGACCUUCUGGGACAACACAAAGUGCGAUGUGCCAAUGAUCUCCUCAGUUCCAGGCGGCCCAACUACCGCAGAGUGGCUUAUGCCAGUGCAUUUGGGGUGCCGGAAGGACUGCCUAAACGGGUGCUGAAGAAGCGAGUAGUAUAUACAGAGGAGUUGUGCGAGAAGUGUCUCGUUUAUUCCAAAGAAGAAAGUUGCAUGCAUGACAUGUGCUAUAAAUGCUGCUACCAAUGUCCCUCUCUCUACCUGGGCUACCGUGUGAACAAACAAUACCCAUCAUCCCAAUCUCCACUGGAACAAGGAUCGUCUUCAGUUGGAGAGGGGUCAACUUCUGGGUGCAGAGAUGCUCUGCGGGCUGGUCAGACUUGUGUAGAUCGGGUGGAUCUCAGUGAGAAGUGUCUGGUCCAAUUCCCACACAAGCUGUUUAUUCUGGGCCACUCGUGUCUCACUGUACUUAAUCUAGCAGACAACCAAUUGACAACUUUGCCAGACAGCUUCGAACUUCUGAGCAACCUGGAAGAAGUGUACCUGCAGAACAAUCUCCUGCAGAAACUGCCUUCUAGUCUGUGUGAGAUCAAAACCCUCGUAGACUUAGACGUAGGCUGCAACGAACUGUACACUCUGCCGGAAAACAUGGGUUCUCUGUUCAGUCUGAAGUACCUGGAUCUGAGUGAUAACAACAUAGGAUGGCUGCCGGUGUCUGUGUGCAAUCUCAGUUCCCUCUACCUGCUGGAUCUGAAUGGAAACUACCUCAGUAGACUCCCUCCCGCAAUCGGAAGUCUACGCGCUCUCAGGGUUUUGUCGGUGUCUCAGAAUAAACUGCGCUGUCUGCCUUGUUCGAUUGGUGGCUGUAUCAACUUGGAGACAAUUGAUUGUGCGAACAACCUUAUAGAGACGCUUCCGAUUGAGAUGUUCGCGUGUCAUUCUUUGGCUAAGUUUAACCUCGAUAACAACCGGCUGCUGAGGGUUCCGUGGCAAAUCAUGAACAUCAGUUCCAGCCUGCGGGAGUUGAAUUUGAAGAACAACAGACUGUGCACUUUGCCGACCUCUUUGUUCCAUCUCUGUCCUACUUUGGGCUCAUUCGAGAUACAGGGAAAUCCAUUUGUGCAAUUAGACGAAGCUGAUUACAAAUUAGACCAGAGAAGAACAAGCUUUAGUCAGUCUUCUUUGACUGGCAUUGAUUGGACAAGCGAGAGUCUAAGCAGUCGCGCUAGCAGCAGCAAUAGCCGAGUGGUUCCGUCUCUAGCCGAGUUAAGUGCUCGUUUCGUGUUGUUGUCUGGUGUGUCCUACUCCACGCUGGACAUGACACCCAACAUGUACAACAGACUGGCCUCGGCGGAGUACUGCCACAAUGCAUGUGGACAACUGACUGUGCUCCAGUUUACCACCAGAUUCAGCUCGAGAGUUGGCUUCGAUGUGGAAAAACGAGUCCCUUUCGAAGAAAGAUUAUGUCUACAGUGCUCACUGAGAUCAUCCGACAGUGAAAAUAAUAGUCAUACAUCUUCACAAUUGCAAUAAAACUCAAGUUAAACUACAGGCCUCAGUCAAUCAAUAUUCUGUGCAAAUAAUUUUAGUAAAUUUGAAUGUUAUAAAAAAUAGUUAGCUCGUUUGAAUGUUAAAUGUGCGUGAAAUGUAUGCUUUCGAGGUAAUUAAUUGAAAUUCUUCUGUUUGGCUGGACACGUAUUGAGCAAGAAUUUGUUCCGAAAUUUAUAUCUUCAAAGGUUUAUUAUAAAAAUUAUAUGUUACUACUUCAAACAGUGAAAUAAUCCUUAAUACAACAUUUUUAAACAUAAAA